AAAUUGACAAAAUUCCAAUCCAAUCAAAUUAUCAAAAGUUCUCAAAACUUUAUUUUGCAAAAUAAAAUUUAAGAAUAUUUUGAAACCGGUGGACGAAUAUCUAAUGUACAAUUCUACAAUACCAAAACGACAACACAUUUGUUGCCUGUUAAUGUCUUACCAUUACUCUAGUAUGAAUUAAUUUUGAUAGUGUAGUGAGGCUGAACCUUUGAACCGCAAUCGCACCAGUGUAUUAUCAUAUUGCGGCACUUAAAUCAAGAUAAUUUAAAGUAACAAUGGAAAACUGUGAUAUUAUCGAAACUGUUAUGGGAAACAUAAAAAUAGUUAAAUACAACAAGCCAAAGCGCAAAAAUGCCAUCGAUAUUCCCAUGUAUUUGAAGAUUACACAGAUUCUGAAUGAAGCAGCUGAUGAUGAUAGCAUAGCUGUAGCGGUGCUCACAGGCAACGGCGACUACUAUAGCAGCGGGAAUGAUCUGAGUGGUAUGUCCAGAGAACACAGCCAUCUUGAUGUCUUGAAAGAGUUUAUAAAAGCAUUCAUAACAUUCCCUAAAUUACUCAUCGCCAUUGUAAAUGGUCCAGCAGUUGGAAUAGCAGCCACCACUUUACCUCUCUGUGAUUUAGUGUUUGCUGCUGAAAAUGCAUUUUUCCUUACCCCAUUCUCUAAACUGGGUAUUGUGGCUGAAGGGUGCUCAACAUUAACAUUCCCCAGAGUAAUGGGAGAUAGGAAGGCAAUUGAAAUGUUGCUGUUGAACCACAAGAUGUCAGCUCAAGAGGCACUGGAAUGUGGAUUUGUGAAUUACUUGUUUAAGCCAGAGGAACUCCAAAGUAAAGUGUGGGACAAGAUUGUGGAAGUCUCAAAACUACCCAAACAUUCCAUUAAAGCCACUAAGAGCCUCAUCAGGAACAACUGCAAGGAUUUGCUGCAAGUUAAUGACAAGGAACUGCAAGCACUACAGAAUGUCUGGGACUCCGGGGAGCAUUUAUCCAGCCUUCAGAACUUCAUGUUAGAAAAGAAUAAGAGCAAAAUUUGAAUCAAGUUUGUAAUAUAUGUUUCAAAAGUAUAGUAUAAUAGUCAGCUACAAAAUACAAAUGUAAUUUAACUGGUGAUGUGUAAAUAUAGGUUAAUAUAGUGUAUUAAAUGAAU
Molecule: messenger RNA, 1144 nt
Organism: Plutella xylostella (diamondback moth)
Lineage: Eukaryota; Metazoa; Arthropoda; Insecta; Lepidoptera; Plutellidae
Gene: Dci
Product: Dodecenoyl-CoA delta-isomerase
Source: RefSeq, a predicted model, not a curated record